Macrosiphum euphorbiae (potato aphid) is the source of this 1110-nucleotide messenger RNA. The record is from the annotation of a GenBank genome assembly. Lineage: Eukaryota; Metazoa; Arthropoda; Insecta; Hemiptera; Aphididae.
AUGACUGACUUUGAAAUUGCAUUACAGAAUGCUUUUAAAAUUGUAUAUCCAGAUGCAAUUCAACAUGCAUGUUUUUUUUACUAUGUCCAGUGUUUGGUUAAAAAUAUUAGGAGUCAAGGAUUAAUACCCUAUGUUAAAAACAACGAAAUGGCUCAAAUAUGCAUUAAAAUGACAGCUGCUUUAGCUUUAUUACCAUCUAACAAAAUAGAAGAAGGUUUCCAAAUAAUUCGACGAUACAGCAGGGACAGCAAUAUAAAUCUGACUUCCUUUUUUACUUAUUUCUCUAAUUAUUGGAUACAGACAAGAGGACCAGAAGUGUUUUCGGUUCACGGUGUUCCUCGAAGAACCAAUAAUAAUAUUGAGUCAUUCCAUAGCCAGCUUAAAGAAAAAUUCCAAACUGUUCAUCCUAAUCUAUGGACAUUUUUAGAACAUCUAAACAAUUUAAGUAAAAAAAACCAUAUUAUUAUUCAACAACUGGAAAGAGGUCAGAGAGUUACACGUCCCAUAAAAAUGAAGUAUCUGGCAAACUCUGAGCGAAUUAUGACUUCUACAAGACAGCUAACUCUUGGUAUUAUUACUGUUAAGGAGUUUCUUUUGCAAUGCUCACAUAGCACAGAAACUUAUCUGAGACAAGAAAUUAAUUGGCACAAUAAUAUCGAACAAGAUGAAAACAUGCAAGCUAGUGACCAAGAAGAUGAAAACAUGCAGGCCAAUGAUCUUCAAGAUGAUGAAAACAUGCAGGCCAAUGUUCAUCAAGAUGAUGAAAACCAACAGGACAAUGAUAAUAAUGAAUCAAGGAACGAGGAAGAUUUCAUUAUACCUGAAGAGUUAGAUCCAGACAUUAUUUAUAUGAUGGAAAUUGAAGAAAAUAGGAGAAUUUUGGAAAUGCAAAAUUUACCUUACGUCCAAGUCCAAGUACCUGAAGUUCUUCCUGCCGUUGAAACAAAAAACCAAGCAAAUAUGUGUGUUGCUUGUCUUGAUGCGGAAAGUACUCACGCCUUGUCUCCAUGUGGACAUAAAUCUUUAUGUUUAAUGUGUUUAGAAUCAUUAGUUUCAGAACGCUGUCCAAUAUGUAACAGUAUAUUCAUUUCAAAUUUACGCAUUUGGUAG